CCCUCGCAGCCCAGCGGCUCACAGCUCCCCAGACAGCCUCCCCGCGCCCGCGCCGCCGCCACCCGCACCCGGCUCCCCGGGGUGCGCCGCCCUCGGUCCCUCGCCCUCCAGGCUCGCAGGGACCCCCCUCCUCCCUCCCAGCUCGCGGCCCCUCCCGGCCCGGCCCCCGCCCAGCGCCCAAACGCGCCGAGGAUGUGAGUCCUGCUCGCCUCUGCCGGAACAGCAGCCACUCGCGCGCCGAGCCCGAGCGCAGCGCAGCGCAGCGCAGCCGCGGGCGCUCGCCGGGUGCCUCGGGCGGGCGGCGCUCUCUGGUCCUAGCGGUGCCCCCCGGCCUUCCGCCGGAGCCACCGCCGCAGCAGCCCGUGGGCCGUCCCCGGCCGGCCGCCCCCGGCCCCAGCGCCGCUGACCCUGUCCGCCGCGGGCGGGGACGCGGGAGGAGGAGGCGCCGCCGCGGAGCCCCCGGACGCGACCAUGUCGGAGGUGCUGCCCUACGGCGACGAGAAGCUGAGCCCUUACGGCGACGGCGGCGACGUGGGCCAGAUCUUCUCGUGCCGCCUGCAGGACACCAACAACUUCUUCGGCUCUGGCCAGAACAAGCGGCCGCCCAAGCUGGGCCAGAUCGGCCGGAGCAAGAGGGGGGUCCCAGACCGGGAGGCCUCGGCUCCUCCUCCACCGGUUCCUUUCCUGCCGCGGAGCCUUCUUUCCAAAUAAAUGCGCCCUGAGGUUGUUAUUGAAGAUGAUAGAAUUGAUGACGUGCUGAAAAAUAUGACAGACAAGGCACCUCCUGGUGUCUAACUCCCCCAAAGACAAUGAGUUAAGAGAGAGAAUAAGAGCGGCGAUAAACCUUAUUGGCAAAAAGAGCAUGAAAAGAGAAGGCACUUUGAAAUUUAUUACUAGCUUGCUACCCACGAUGAAAUCAACCUGUGUCUCGUAUCAGGCCGGGAGACGGAUGAGGCGUGAGAAGGAGGAGGAGGAGAAGGUUCUGGGUUCCUCUGCAAAAAUAAAAAUAAAUAAAUAAAUAAAAUUUAAAAAAUAAAAAAUCACUGUAUACACACAUAUAAAGAAAUAAAAAACAAGUCUCAGUUGCAGCUAUUUGUUGAGAUUAAUAUCCAUUUCUUUUUAUAUACAGUGAACAUUGCGCAAUUAUAGAUCUGGAUUUUGAACCACUUAAAUAAUAAAGCAACGACACCCGGGGUUUUGAGGUGUUGGCAUUCUUUGCUGAUUUGGCUGUUCCCAAUGUUUACAUUAUUUAAUCUUGCAAAAAUGAUUCUGUGCACUUGGAUGUGAAAUGCUGUCCAGUUUUAUUUUUUAUGUUGUUAUCCUUGGAUGUACGAAAAUAUCAGAAAAUGAUCUCUAUAGAUAUUGUUUUAUUUUGAUCAUCUUUUGAGGUUAUCAGGAAUGUGUUUAAAGCAAAAAAGGAACUUUUCUAAGGAAUGACACUGUAGAAAGGAACCUUGUUUUUAUUUAAAAAUGGAAUUGUAAAGCUUGUGUUUCUUUGUUGCUGCAAGCUAUUUGCCCAAGUUAAUGCAAAUGGACACAUUUUGUAUGUCAAAAAAAAAAAAAAAAAACCCACAAAAAAAUGCUUGAGCUUUUUCUACC
Molecule: messenger RNA, 1599 nt
Organism: Choloepus didactylus (southern two-toed sloth)
Lineage: Eukaryota; Metazoa; Chordata; Mammalia; Pilosa; Megalonychidae
Gene: CAMK2N1
Product: calcium/calmodulin dependent protein kinase II inhibitor 1
Exons: 3
Coding region: 472-711 (79 amino acids)
Biological process (GO): negative regulation of protein kinase activity
Molecular function (GO): protein kinase binding; calcium-dependent protein kinase inhibitor activity
Source: RefSeq, a predicted model, not a curated record